GGAAUGUUCAAGGGAAGUGAUCAAAGGACUGCUUCCGUGAAAACGGACAUUUCAAGAAGCUUAAAGUAAUUCAUCCUAAGGACAUGCAGUUGCUGAUUACCUGAGCCAGCUCCCCUGAGGCGAGACCAGUGUGGAGCUCGAGGGAUCGUCAGAGGCGAGCCCUGAGCCCGGAAGUCGAGGACGACCUCCUCGAGAUGUCGCGCAAGGAGUGGUCUCGCCCUAUCUCGAAGGAUUCGACGACCACCUGGAAGGGGGCCUAACUUUCGAGCAUGUCCUCCUUGUCGACGGAGACGUUGACACCCACGGUCGUGGAAGAGCUCACGACCAGCCUGAUCCCGACGGUGACCAGGGUGGACGCGCGACUCGAGGUCAGCCCCGUCCUGGUCGUCCUGGCGGUGUCCGUGGUCUUCAUCUUGUCACCCAUCACCAUCAGCGGGAACUCCGUCAUCCUGGCGGCCUUCUAUCGCUACAAGAGACUCAGGACAGCCUCCAACUGCUUGCUGGUCUCUUUAGCUAUCAGCGACUUUGGGGUCGGCGUGUACAUGCCAUUCGGCAUGCACCUGGAGCUCUCGGGACUACCGGAAAACGGCGUGUCCACCCUGUGCAUCGCGCCCUAUUGUAUCGCGAUCGCCCUCUGCAGCGUCAGCGUGCUCGUCAGCGUAGCAAUCGCGGUCGACCGACUGACGUCCCUUGCGCAGCCGCUACGCUACAAGAACAUCAUUACCCACAGCAGCAUCGAGAAGUACAUCGCGGUCUUCUGGAUCUAUGCGAUUGCCGUAGGCUUCUCGCCCCUCAUCUACGCGCAAUUCAUGGGAAUCACGCAGCCUCACAGCGGAAGCUGCCGAUUCGGAACGGCCGUUUCACCACCUAUCAGGGUGUUCCUCGUGGUGGCCGUGUGGGCGCCAAGCGCGCUGGUCCUGCUUGGGUGCUACAUGUACGUCUACCUAGUCGCGCGAGCACACGCACGAGCCAUUUACACGGUGGAGCUCUCCUUCAGGCACGAGACCCAGACCCUGGCCCUUCCGCGUUACGGGCAAACGCUCGCCGUCACGGUCGGAGCCUUCCUCGUCCUCUGGCUUCCCUUCCAGACGUGUAUGCUGUUGGAUAUCUUCUGUGGUACCAAUAUCCUGGACGAGUGGACGGUGGUUUGGCUGGGUCUUCCAAUCCUGGCUCACAGUGGUGCCAACCCUUGGAUCUACGCCUUUCAUCAUGGCGAGAUGAGGAUAGCAGCUGGAAAAAUCGCCGAAGACCUGGUGGCUCUGCUGGGCGUAUCGCCGAGUCGCUAUGGAUGUUCACCAGCGCGAAGAGCGUCUAACACGAACCUGGAGCUGGCCGAGGUGAACAACAGCAACGAAGAUCCCAACCGACGAAGGGACCAGUGUUUCCUGGCCAAACAAAGGAGCAGUUUCUACCCUGGAAAGCGUGGUGGUCUAGAAUUGUCCAGCAGAUAUGCGGACAUCUCUCCAGAAGCGGACUUGAAGAGGAUCUCUUCGGACAGCAGUCAGGGCGACGUGGUCGAAGAAGAUCUCUCCGACCUAAAGAAGAUGCUGGACCCCAAGUACCUGGUGGACCGUAACCACUUGAUCGACUCCAAUCACAACAUCGACAGGAUCAGAAGCUGGAAGUAUUCUAAGUACCUCAACAAGAUCCGCCAUCUGCGCAGGCUGACUGGCAAGAACUUCCCCAAAUUCAUAUCCUACCAGAACCUGAAGUGCGAUGGAGCCUCGAAUAAAAAACUUCUGCACACGAACACCAGGUCGGAGCCGACAUUGAAUGCAGAUAUUCGCGUUCAGGAGACGAAGAAGUUCAACGAGGUGACCUGUCAGGGUCCAGAAUUCAGCCGGAUGGAAAACUCGAACUUGUCCUCCAUGUCGGACCCCAACAUCAAACUACGGACAGGUAGCAGCCCGGACUCGAAUCGCAGAGACUUCUUGGCGACUUAUCGUACACACGACUCGCAUAGAUAUUCGGAGCAGAAUCUGAAUCAGUGUAGGCAGACGGAAUAUCACCGAAACGAAAGGAAGAGGCACAGCAACCUGUACGGUCGACCUCGAAACAGGCUCUUCGGCAGUCGAGAUUCCAAGGGCCACGGUUUGGAACUGAGACUGACGGACGCUGGUCGUGGGUCUUUGCCAGCCCUGGAAGGCAGCAGGUUCAGCUCUCGCAGUAAUUCUUUACAGAGAAGCGCCGUUAAGCAGAUCAACAUCACCUGCAACAAACUUUCGAGACUCUAUCCCCAGCAACAGGCGAUCGAGCCCUCGAUCCAUCUGGAGCCCAGAGUUGACCCCGUCGCGAAGUUGAGGAAGAGUUCAGAAAUCCUAACCCAUUCCGAAUCGAUCGACACCUUCGAGCCGAUCACGAGGGACAAACUGCUGGAGCCCUGCAGGAUUCUGGACACCCUGCUGGUCCCGACGACCCAUUCGGAGCCUCCCAGCCCCAUGGGCCCCAUCCCCCUGGAUUCCCUCAGAGAAGAGGAUUCCAUUUCCAGGAAUGGAGAGGACCCUGCGAAAGCGAUCAAUCUCUUAACCGAAUUUGCCGACUUCGAAUCCACUCGGAAGAGCCCAAAAAGUCCAGUCAGACACUCGGAUCCCAUCAUAGUCCCAUCGGUAUUGCUGGACAUGGCGGAAGACUGUUCCUCGGGUCAAGGCAUCACGAACGGAGUCUUCAAUGGCUGGUCCAACGACUUCUUCGACAUUACCCCCUGCAGAGAGUCUCUCGCCAUAGAUCCGGAGGAAGUCUCCAGGGCGCUGGUUACAGGAUCCGAGAAAUGUAGACUACACGAGGCGUUCUUUGCCGAGCACGAUUCCACCAGGUACAACUCCAGAAGGCCCUCGGACUCCAGGAGGUCUGAGUCCUCUAGGAGCCAGGAAUUCCUUCCUAGUGUCCAGAACGACCAUCAGAGGUUCGCCUCCUCCUACUCGGUGAACAACUUUCGGGACUGCGCCAGCGGGAGCGAUAUGAACGACGUGACUUGUCUGGACCCUUUCAUGUGUCCCGAUACCUUGACCUCGUCUUUAGGGGAGUCCUUCUUCGAGGCCACAUCGGUCCCCGACUCCGACGCCUAUGCAUCCUUUGACGAAUUCGAAGAGCACGCCUUCUCCUCCCAACCGAAAAACCGAGUUCCCACGCCGGUUCGUGGGUCCAUCCAUGGGGUUCAUUCGUCGGUCUCCAUUAUGAACUUGGAAAGGCAUCGAUGCAGACCCGAGGUCGUCUCGAGAGAGGGCCAGAGCAGAUCGACUGAUUCCGUGUUUCGAUUGGGACCGAUGAACGAAUCCUGCGGGAUACCGAUGCUGGAGCCUCCGGUAAACCACUGCAAGCCUUGGGUUCCACCAUGCAAAGAGUACGUCCUUACAGAGUCCAUCAGGAGAAACCUCAGGCUUGCUCCUCUCGCUACCGCCACUCCUACAGAGAUCUGUACUCCCACCUUUGACAUCGUCUCGGAACUCAAAAAUGACGUCGGAGUUGGGGUCAGAGUAUGAAAUCAGACUUUCCCUUCCGUUUACCUGUAACGACAGAUUGAGAUUAACCAUACCCUCUUCUGAAGGUGCACGAUCCUAAUAUUUUCAUUUCUGGUUACACCCCUCUUAUAGAAAUCUGUACUCUCACCUUUGACAUGAUCUAGAAAUUCAAAAACGACGUCGGAAUUGGGAUCAAAAUAUGAAAUAAGAUUUUACCUUCUGACUGCCUUUAACGACAGAUUCGGAUUAACCGUAGGCUCUUUUAAAGGUAAUGCAAUAUUUUUAACCCUUUGCACUCCGCGCCAUCCCAUCUAGAGUUAAAAUAUCCCCUCAGAGGGAACAACGGAGUGCAAGGGGUUCAUUCUAGUUACGUCGUAUCCGUUUGCUCCGCUUCUUCUAUCCUCUACGACGCUCGCAGAGAAAUAAAUAUAUUCCCCGAGUCCCUAAGAGCCAUUCGCGUAAACGGCUUUUUUUUUCGUGAAAUAUGCCGCCGGAUCCGUAGAGAAUUUUAAAGAAAUUUCAUCGCCGAAAGAGCGGUUCUCCCCGUUGAACGACGGGGUCGUUACUCGGUCUUGCUGGUUUCUGCCAAAGAGGAUUAGGGACCGACGUGAUAAAAUGAAAUGGUCCCUUGGUAAUAUGUUCGGCGAGACGCCAAAACGCCCUCGUAAACGAGCGCCUUUAUUUUAUGAAAAAUUUCGUGGCACCCCAUCUCCGAGCAACGGUGGCAAAUUCUCCCCUAAAUCGUCGAUCAGGUCAUCCUAUCGAUGUAUCGAUACACCUGCAUCGACCCAAAACGAGAUAUCCUUGGAAAACGCUAACUGCAUCUGUGGGAUUUUGGAAAUCUUUUUACAGCGUAAUAUUCCUAAGAGUCUUAAUCGACCCGUCGACUCGGGUAGUGCAUUCUUCCACGUCGAUAUUCCUUUAUAAAUUCAAUCCGCGUUAGGUCGUUGGUAGGGUAUCGUCUUGCAAAUCGGUUCCCAUGCAGUCCUGACUUUGGAAAUGGUCCGAUCGAUAACACAUCGGCCUUCGGAUUCUGAAGCAGUCCGAAACGACUUCUCGAGUAAUCUUCCUUGGAUCUCUUAGUAAGUGUUCAAUGGGAGACCUUGAAAAGUCUCAAGGAAUCUUCGAGGUCCUUACGAGGUUUCGACUUCUUCGAGCAACCUCUGAAAAUCCAUGAGACGUCUCGAGAAAAGCCUCAAAUUAGGAAAUUCUCAAAUUGGAAUAUCCAUAUAUCUCCGUCGAGAAAUAAGAUUAGUUGACUGAAACAAAUAUAUAUUGUUCGCAAGAAGGAAUUAUUUUAUUGAGAAGAAAACUCGAUGAUGUUGGUGUUAAACUAAUUGUUGGUAGUUUAAAGUAAUUCCGUGUACUCAAUCUGACAUUUCUUCUGACAUAUUUGAUCGCAGGACUUUGUUGUCGCAAUGCAUAUUUCUUCGAGUCGACUAACUUUUUCUUCUCACCGUAGUUCAAAUAAAUAAAAACGAACGGAAUAAAGUGGAAAACCGAAGAAAAUGGAAACUCGAUUCUUUAGUAGCUUAUCUCCCGUGAUUCCGCUAGAAAGUGAAACUCGUGAAAGAAACAUGAACCGACGUCGGAAGUCGAGAGUUCAAUCGCAUCCUCGAGUUAUUACAGCCCACCCGGAAAAGAUCAAUUUCUCGUUUACUUCUUAGGAUAGGAAUCCGAAUGAAUCGCGAGACUUUUCUCGCAACAAUUUUUCGCUUCCGUAAACCGAUAGUUCCCGAGCCUCGGAUCGUUUCGACUUAAAAUCUCCUACGCACUUCUUCGACCCCACCUGUAUAAUGUCACGAUAUCAAAGAUACCUCCAUCUGAGUGGACGGUCUUCGUCUAAUCACGCCAAAGAGGAAAAGAAAGGGAAAGAUUCGCAAGAAUUUGCCAAAGUAGCGUGUAAAUAGAGUCGACAAAGUAGGCCGUAAAGACGUAUCUUUGCGCGCACUCGCGCGAGUUGGAACUGUGAUAGAACGAGCGUCUCCUUCGAACCGGUGCCGGAACCGUUCCGGCACAGUCAAAGGCUUCGCGAUUAUAACUUCGAUUAACGACCUUAGAAUUAAGCCGCUAGGAUCUAAGAUUAGAUGUAAUUACACCACGUACCAAUUUCUCAGACGCUUAGACAAAUGGCAGCUCGAAGAUACUCGGAGUAUCCAAAGACAAAGAAUUCAAAAGCCCAGAAAAAUACGGACGUUUGAUACUUAGAGUUUUUAAUGGGAUAUAUGGGGUAAUAUAUCCGAGAAUAUAACCGACAAUUAAAUUCUUUGCGAGUGUAUGAGAAUUGAAUUUUUUUUCAGCAGCAUUCAAGUUAAUUUUAAUAAUUUUCACUAUUUGCGAGUAUUAUGCUGCGUGGAAAUUUCGAUUCUACUUCCGAAGAUUUCAGAUGGAUUUCUUUUUGCUUCAACUUGCAAUACCAGAAUUUCUGAACUUCCAAUAAUUGAACAAGUUAAUCGGUUGAUCUAAUCUUCCAACCUCUUGUGCAUCUCGAGAUUAAUGAAAGUGGCAACUCAAACUCCGGAAAUAGGAAAUCGUCGCAAGUAAGGGAUACUGUUUUCGGCUAAAAGUACCUUGACUUCAUGAAUAUUAGUUAUUAAAAGUAAUACAUUAUUUUUAGAAAUUAAUUUAAAUGCAAAUUCUCUUUCUUUUAAGUUCUCCAGGGAUAUUCGAAUUACUGUAAUGAGUUCUCGGUUAUAUUACUCGAACUUGAAUUCUCGAGAACGUAAAAACACUAUAGAUACUCGAUAAAUAGCAUAUGGAAGAUGGCGCUGUAAUCAUCUCUCUACCUCUCCUAAUUUUACGACGAUAUGUAGCGGGUUGCACUCUUUCUUUCUUACCCACAGUAUCCGCCUUGUAUACGCGUCUCUCCUCCUCCCGUAUGUAAGAUACCUUUGACUAACACGUGCAAUCUCUCUCUUAUCUCCUCUCCUGAUUUGUUAGCCAAUUUUUAGAGCAUCAAACUCAAAAAUAGAGUCUGACUUCUAUGGAACUUCUGAAUUCUUUGCCAAAAAAAGAGGUCUUUCGUGCCGAAGCUAUGGCUCCGCUCGAGACCCUGAUUAACCUGCGGAAAAUACGUAGCGUUAUUUCCGCAGCCAUCAACCAAGGAACUCGUUUGACCACGAGAUAUAUAUAUCGAAUAGUGUAAUAACGUAAUGAGAAAAAGACGUAAAUUCGCGAUAGAUGAAGCUGAGUGUACGUCGGUCUUAUUACUUGUACACUGGCGGCUGAAAAGCGCUGGUACGUAGAGUACUUGUGUUCGGUACAAUUCUCCAGGAAACGCGUGCAUCUUGCACUCCCAGAGACUGUAUCUGGCGAUUUGUAUCUGGACGGGUCCAGAGGUAAGUUAGGAAAUUAAAAUUUUAUCCUCCGUGAGAUGUGUUGCCGGAGACGGCUGUAAAAAUUCCGUGCGCUCGAGGGGGUUUAAAAAUUGUAGGAACUCCGAAACUUUAGGACCGCCGGGGUGGCCGUGGCUGUAAACUCGCCGUGGGGAGAAAACAAGGCCCGAAAGACUUCUGGAAUAAUUCAGAGUUGAAAGAGCGGAUUCCCGGGCUUUCUAAUCGGUAGAAUUCUUGCGCGUUUACGCAUAUAUGGUACGUCCUGCGGUGGUUUCCGGAUAAUGCGAGAUUUAGACGAUCCUUGGACCCCGGUGCACUUUUUGUGCAUUGGCGAAUUGCAUCGCGCAGGCCGUGGCUCGUAAACUCGCCGUGGGGAGAAAGCAAGGACCAAAACACUUCUGGAACAAUUAUAAUAAAAGUUGGAACAGCAGAUUUGUGGAAGCUCGUCUCGCCGAACUUUCUAAUAGGUAGAAUUCUCGCGCGUUUGUGCAUGUGUGUUACGUCCUGCAGUGGUUUCCGGAAAAUGUAAGACCUGGACGAUUCUUACAUCUCGAUGCACUUGUGCACUGGCGAACGCGAACGCCUUUCCUACAAACUGCGAUGUGUAAGGAAAGGCAGUGGUGUUCGCUACGGUACAUCUUUUCCAACCGGCCAUUGUGGAUCCUCUAUUGCACGGGGUGGUCUGUACAGAAAUUUUGCAGGGUUUGCAAUUUUGCACUGUUUCCUUGCGAAUGCAUACAAUUAGCUCGUGGUUUGGCUAAUUUGUCGGUCUGAACAAUUUUUCAAGGGAAAUCGUGUAUUCGUGCAGUAGAGGAUUUAAAUCAUAGUUCCAUCAUGGCGCCGAGUUCUCUGGAAGUCCUAAUAUGCCAAUGAAGAUACAGAUCUAGUUUUUAUACGGAAUAAGACGUCCAAUGCGAAGGUGGAAUUAUUUUCGUGCGGUUAAUUUCGCGCGGCAUGAUUCUGCGUCGGUGUAACAUGUAUGGAAAUUGAGUAUCAUGAAAUUACUUCGAUGCGUAACCGUGGUGCGUAGAUUUUUCCCGAAUGAAGAGUCAUUCCCUAUCUUGCACUGGACAUGCUACCUGUACUCGUGUACCUACGUGGUGUCUCACGUUGUAAUUAUUAGUCGCCUUAAAAGGAUGUUGUUUCGUGGAAUAGUCAUACUUGUCCUAGGUGUAGGUGCGUAUUAUUUGUCACGUGCGGUAGAGGGACGAGGAUUUUCGUUUUUCGUCUACGUUCUCUUGGAGACACCGAUACAAACCAUAGUGGACUUCGGUACACGUACAAGUGAUUACGGCAGAGUAUUUUUUUAUCAAGGUACUAAUUUAAAUGACCCAUUUACGCAGGCUGUUAAAGUGUAUUCUCGCCUCGAUCCAAAGAGAUAUGUAGGGUAUAUAUGGAUCUCGAAUUUUUAUUAUUCAGUAAAGAAAUUAAAAAUAUUAACAAAUAGAAAUACAAGGGAAUUAUUUCACGACAAAUGUCCCUUUACUGAUAACGAUGUCGUAGCGCGAUGAGAUGCCGUUGAAGGGAAAACAAAACCGAAUUGUUGCAGGUGCUUUCCUUAAAUGCUCUCGAUCGAUCUUCGAUUCUCCUUGUACAGCUACCUCGUACAUUGUUAAAAUCAAUCGCCGAGAAGAAGGCGUAAUCGUGUCAAUACUCUGUAACUACAAUCACAAGCAUGUUUUUGUAUAUA
This is a messenger RNA of Orussus abietinus, 8483 nucleotides long. RefSeq lists its product as uncharacterized. The transcript has 6 exons. NCBI's taxonomy places the organism in Eukaryota, Metazoa, Arthropoda, Insecta, Hymenoptera, Orussidae. Gene Ontology annotation, biological process: adenylate cyclase-activating G protein-coupled receptor signaling pathway; regulation of metabolic process. Gene Ontology annotation, cellular component: membrane. The record is from RefSeq and is a predicted model, not a curated record. Gene Ontology annotation, molecular function: G protein-coupled receptor activity; phosphatidylcholine binding. The coding region runs from base 270 to 3479 and encodes 1069 amino acids.